Molecule: messenger RNA, 528 nt
Organism: Necator americanus (New World hookworm)
Lineage: Eukaryota; Metazoa; Nematoda; Chromadorea; Rhabditida; Ancylostomatidae
Exons: 5
Coding region: 1-528 (175 amino acids)
Biological process (GO): response to hypoxia; oxygen transport
Molecular function (GO): oxygen binding; heme binding; oxygen carrier activity
Source: RefSeq, a predicted model, not a curated record
AUGAAUAACAAUAACAACAACAAUAACAACGGUGAUAAAGACGCCCUACGCUUGGAAAUAGCUAGACUCACAGCAAAUCAAAGAGAACUCAUCCGUAUUUCAUAUCAAUCGCUGGAAGCCGAAUCUACUAAGAAUGGAAUGGAUCUGUUUGUGAAACUUUUCGCGGAAUUUCCGAACUAUAAGAAUAUUUGGCCGCAGUUUCAUGAGGUCGCGGACAGCUCCCUAAUAUUCUCUGAUAAACUGCGGAAUCACGCCAAGGUCUAUAUGGCGGGACUGAAGAGAAUCGUUGACGUGCUGGAUGAUAAUGAGAAGUUGAUCGAAACCACAACCAAGAUCGCUGGUAGUCACUUGAAGUGGAACAUCUGUAAAUUUCACAUUGAGCAUAUGGUACCAGGAUUAUUGGAAGUGCUGAGCAUCUGCAUGGGAGGGAAGAUAAACCAAGACGUGUGUGAAGCAUGGCAAACACUUUAUGACAUCAUUGGAAAUAUGGUUAAUAUACAGAAAAGAGCUCAAAAAAUGAUUCAAUGA